CUCGUUGCUCAACGACCACCACCAGCGCGAUAAUGGCGUCCAAGAACCUCAGACAGCGCGUUCAAGACAUCUCACUGGGACCGGUCCUUGAGCAUUUCAAGACGGUCGUGUUCGUGUAUUUCGUCCUGGCACGCCUGAUCAAGGUGCAACGACACCUUCGCGCGCGAGGCCUCCGCACGACGCUGAUGGAGUACUGGACGUGGAUGAGCAAAAACUUUUUGCUGCUCGCUUUGAAAUGUCUGCCCGACCAGCGGAAAAAGGCAGAGGCCGAGAUCGCAAAUGCCAAGUUCAUUCUUGACAACAAGUUCAUUCCGAAAGGCGAAGCGGUCACACGCCACAUGUCUUUGCCUCCUAAGGGCCAGUCUUCGGAGUGGAUUGCGAGCGAGAUGGAGAAGAUGGACACAGAAAUCGGACACACGGAGUGGAAGAAUGGCAAGAUCUCCGGGGCUGUCUACCAUGGCGGCGACGACCUCACAAAAAUCCUCAUUGCGGCAUUUGACCGGUAUUGCGUGUCGAACCCUUUGCAUCCAGAUGUCUUUCCGGCCGUGCGCAAGAUGGAGGCUGAAAUUGUCGCCAUGUGUCUGCGUAUGUACAACAAUCCGAUGGGCGCAGGUGCAACGACGUCUGGAGGUACCGAGUCUAUCAUCAUGUCUGUUAAAACACACCGCGACUGGGCCAGGGCGACGAAGGGUAUUACGGAGCCGGAGAUUAUUGUCCCCGAUACUGCACAUGCUGCGUUUGACAAGGCGGCGGCAUAUCUCAAGAUCAAGGUCCAUACCAUGCCCAUUGUACGGGAAACUCGCCAGGUUGACCUGAAACGCGUCGCACGGGCCAUUAAUCCCAAUACAAUCAUGCUCGUAGGAUCCGCAGUCAACUUCCCGGACGGCUGCCAAGACAAUAUUGUCGCGCUAGCCAAGCUCGCCAGGGAGCACAACAUCGGCAUGCAUGUCGACUGCUGUCUUGGUAGCUUCAUUAUGCCCUUCCUUGAGCCCGCAGGCUUCCCGGUUGAGCCAUUUGACUUCCGAGUCGACGGCGUCACUGCCAUCAGCUGCGACACGCACAAGUACGGCUUCGCGCCGAAGGGCAGUUCAGUCAUCAUGUACCGUAAUGCCGAGCUGCGCAAGCACCAGUAUUACGUUCACCCGACAUGGACCGGUGGCUUGUAUGCCAGUCCUAGCAUUGCUGGCUCCCGUCCAGGGUCUCUGAUCGCCGGAACAUGGGCCGCUAUGCAGUACAUGGGCUACGAAGGCUAUCUGCAGUCCUGCCGCGAGAUCGUCGGCGGUGCUAAGACGAUUGCAGGCCGCAUCAAGGCUGAGUUUCAAGGCAAGCUCUACGUAUUGGGCAACCCACCUGCGUCGGUUGUGGCGUUCGGUUCGUCUGACCCGAAGUGCUCCAUCCACGAGGUCGGAGACAUCAUGAGCAAGAAGGGCUGGCACCUGAACGGUAUCGUCCGACCCGACGCGAUCCACAUUGCUUUGACACGCCUGACUGUUCCGAUGGUUGACACGUUCAUCGCGGAUUUGCACGACGCCGUGCACGAGGCGAGGGACACCCCGUCUGGGAAGGGCACGAUGGUGCAACUCUAUGGUCUAGGCAAAGUCGCUGGCGCGCUCGCGCCCAGCAUCUCCGGACAGAUUGCCACAGAGUUCUUGGACACGCUGUACAGGGCGUAGCGCGACGGAGGCGGCUGGCUGGUCACGCAGGCUCCCACGGUCGUGAUGGUGACAGCAGCUUCUCUCGGAGGGCGUCGUGAGUGCGACAUAAAGGGUCGUCUGACCUGUCAAGUGUGUGCAGGACCAGAGUACACUAUGCAAACGUAGAUUCCAGGGUUCGGUUCGUCCACAUAUUCUUCUUGCUAAUGCUGUAGCAGUAGUAUUGUAGUGUGGGGCUCCAUACAUGAUGUUUAAUAAUCUCCCACUGUAGACUCGCAUACCAAUGCUGAC
Messenger RNA from Phanerochaete carnosa HHB-10118-sp, 1943 nucleotides. RefSeq lists its product as uncharacterized. The transcript is spliced from 12 exons. The record is from RefSeq and is a predicted model, not a curated record. Gene Ontology annotation, molecular function: pyridoxal phosphate binding; sphinganine-1-phosphate aldolase activity. Bases 33 to 1673 code for a protein of 546 amino acids. Gene Ontology annotation, biological process: sphingolipid catabolic process; carboxylic acid metabolic process. Lineage: Eukaryota; Fungi; Basidiomycota; Agaricomycetes; Polyporales; Phanerochaetaceae. Gene Ontology annotation, cellular component: endoplasmic reticulum.